Paramacrobiotus metropolitanus is the source of this 2489-nucleotide messenger RNA. RefSeq names its product probable G-protein coupled receptor CG31760. The transcript is spliced from 12 exons. Lineage: Eukaryota; Metazoa; Tardigrada; Eutardigrada; Parachela; Macrobiotidae. Gene Ontology annotation, molecular function: G protein-coupled receptor activity. Gene Ontology annotation, biological process: G protein-coupled receptor signaling pathway. The record is from RefSeq and is a predicted model, not a curated record. Gene Ontology annotation, cellular component: membrane. The coding region runs from base 332 to 2359 and encodes 675 amino acids.
UCACUUAACCGGUACAUACAAUAUACUGUACGCGGUAUUGCCACCUAAAUAAACACUAUUUAUGUCAUAAACUCAGCCGCAAAUUUUCAUCUUUGGGCUGCUGCGUUACAAUCUUAAUGUUUAAACUUAUAAUACGAUUUCACGCGAUAAAGUUUCGCUUUGGCAAGGUUAUUUUGCUGUUUGAUUUACUUAUCAAUCAUCAGACGUUUUUAUUUGGACAUUAUGUCAUCGUCACGUUUAGGGACUAGUACUAGCUGGUGCCCGCUAGGCGCUGAGACAUCGCAGAUCUUUGGAAAAUUAUGGAUUUUUACUGAUAUACUCAGAUAAAUUCAUGCAGUGGCCUCGUUACUAUCUGGAUGAACCUGCUCUCAGGAUGUGGACAAAGGUCACUUUUACGGCAAUGCAAAUAUUUCUAACCAUAUACAACUGCUACGGUCAGCCGAGUGCUAGUUUCAAUUUUGCGAAACGAGAAACCUUUCGUGAUACAGUACAAGAAGCGUUGCAGUAUGUGGAGAACGUCAAACCAGGAGCUUGUGAUAGCGGUACCUCCAAUACACUGAACGUUCUGUUUGAUAACCUGCAAUGGAAAGCGCAGGCUAAUGCUGCGGUACGGUUGUCGAAUCUCUUAACAAAAAACUGGCUGAUUACCAACGGAAGUGGCGGAACUAUGAAUGAUGAACUCCUGUUUGCCAUGACCAGAACGACAAUCGAAAUUGAAGAAUUGGCAUUCGGUUGUGCAAUUGCCUUUGAACCGUAUUUUUACCGGAACAUGUCUAAAUUUUGCGCAUACAGCUUUCACACCGGAAAUGGAUCCAUUAAGUCACACGAUAUCAGUGUCGAGUAUGAUUAUUUUCCAUCCGAAUGGUAUUUAGGUACAAAGAACAAAGCGCUAAAUCUUACUAAAAUUCUGGAAAGAGAUGUAUCGUUAAGAUUAAGCGAUUAUAACGAAACCGGUGUCAAAUUCCAUAAGAAUACAACAGCUUUUAUUGAGCCGAUCGCUACUUUGGAUGACGGAUUCUGGACUCGACCUUACUUUGAUUGCGGUGGAGGGGAUAUCUGGAUGACAACCUUUAAUAGUCCUAUUUUCGCUCAUAUUAACGGAUCGCUUGCUUUUGCGGGUGUCGCCACUUGUGAUAUUGCUCUCAACAUCCUUGACAUUGAUCAAUGCGAUCCGGAAGGAAAUGCCACAAAAGUGGCUUUAAAUGUUUUCCAAGGAACUCAUCACUGCAAAACAACUACAAAGUGUAUUCCUCGCACUGGUUUUGGUUUCCGUCGAGGAACGUACCUGUGCUCAUGCCGGCCCGGUUAUUAUUUUCCGAACAAGACCGAUGAACUUCAAGCAUUCGUCGGUUUUGAUGUGGAGAGCGCCUUUGCCAGGUGGAUCAACAACGGAUCCAUGGAUUACUUUAGUGACUUUGAUUGUAUCCCGUGUCCGGAAGGAUGCGCAGCGUGUCAUGAUGCCACACCGUGUAUGGCGGCGUGGAACUGGUUUUUUCGCGGCAUACUCCUCGCUCUGGUCUUUGGUAUGACGAUCGGUGUGGGUAUCGUUACGGCCGCCGUUAUCCGAUACAUUUCGCAUCCGGUCAUUAGAUCAGCCAGCGCCCUCUUCCUCUUGGUGACCUGUCUGGGAGGCUUCGUUUCCGUUGUAACGGGAAUGAUUGUUUUUGGAAAACCAUCCCGAGCUUCCUGCAUGAGCCGCGAAUGGUUUCAGCAUAUAGGAUUCGCCUUAAUAUACGGCCCACUACUGCUGAAAAACUGGAGGAUUGCUACAAUAUUUACUUCGAUCCAAGGAGCAAAAAAGGUCAACCUGACAGACAACAGAGUUAUGGCUCGCCUACUUUUCUUCAUCGUAAUUCCAACUACACUGUAUCUCACUGUAUGGACAGUUGUGAGGCCACCCAAUGUCGACAUGUUCGAAGAUCUGAAUGGUCUGAAAUUUUAUAUGUGCCGGGAAGGAUGGAUGAAUUAUGCCAUUAUUAUUGCUCAGUGCAUUUUUCUUUUGUGGGGAGUCUACUUGUGCUACCAAAUCCGCAAUGUCGCUUCCAGUUUUAACGAAUCCAAACUGAUUGCGUGGACGAUAUAUAACACCAUUUUUAUGAAGAAUUUUCUCAUCAUAAUCCGGACUUUCAUGAUUGGAAUGGUUGGCCCAGAUAUCCUAUACCUGAUGUACAUAAUAGAACUACAAAUUCCGGUGACCUGCACAUUUGCAAUCAUUUACGGGCCUAAACUCUACUUCCUUCGAACCAUUGUGAUAAUGCCACAAAAUCCCGAUAUUCAAGAGAACGAAACAGUUCAAGAUGUCUCAACGCCGACAAUCAAGCAAAACGGAUUUGUUUCAAAACUUAACAAUCGCUUUUAAUUUAUUUUUUACGAUGUUCCAGUGAACUUAAACUCCUGUAGGAACAACACUAAUUGACAGUUUUGUGCCAUCUGCAUUAAUUGUGACAAGCACGUGUGGCAGAAAAACACAUGAGUGUGGAAAUAAAAGA